Messenger RNA from Uranotaenia lowii, 2293 nucleotides. RefSeq names its product glycosylphosphatidylinositol anchor attachment 1 protein (gene GAA1). Gene Ontology annotation, cellular component: membrane; GPI-anchor transamidase complex. The record is from RefSeq and is a predicted model, not a curated record. Gene Ontology annotation, biological process: attachment of GPI anchor to protein. The transcript has 4 exons. Lineage: Eukaryota; Metazoa; Arthropoda; Insecta; Diptera; Culicidae. The coding region runs from base 143 to 2155 and encodes 670 amino acids.
GUGUAGCCCUUUAAAGUUUUGAAAAUGUCACAAAUUUGAAAAUAAAAUUAUUGCUCAUAAAACAGUUUUAACUUUUUAAUCAGUUUGUGCCCGUAUACGUGUUAGAAUUCCUUUAAAAAUCAGUUAAAAAGACACAAAAGCCAUGGGUCUCCUAACGAACCCAUCGAUUUCCCAGAAAGCGAAAUACUGCCGGUCCCUGAUUAGGCACAGCGGGCUGAUAUGCUUCUCACUUUAUCUGCUAGGUCUGGGUUCGUUCCUGCUGCUUCCGGAUCCAAAUUUCAACUCCGGUACGUACUUUUCCGAGAAUGCCCUGCUCCCCGGACUGGUUUACUCGGAGCUCAAAUCGGAAACGGUAACGCUGGCCAAGACGUACGCUGCCGAGCUGGAACGGGAACGGGAAACCCACCGGAAGGGUAUUCCCUACGCCUGGCUGUUGGCCAAGAUGCGAAAGAUCGGACUGGACACCCACACGCACAAUUUCACCGUAAACUAUCCGCUAGGCGGCGGCAAAGUAUUUACCGGAAAGAAUGUGUACGGAAUCUUGCGGGCCCCGCGAAUCGGAUCGACCGAGGCGUUUGUCGUCUCCGUUCCUUAUCGAGCACCGGAAACAGUUUACACCGAUGUAUCGGCUGGUAUUCCGUUGAUGUUAGCCUUUGGUGAUUUCGCUCGCCGGCAAAAGUACUGGGCCAAGGAUAUAAUUUUCUUAAUAACCGAGCAGGAGCAGCUUGGAAUGCAGGCAUGGCUGCAGGCUUACUACGGCUCAGAGGACAAUCGAGUGCUGAAUGCGGGGUCGCUUAAUGCUAGGGCAGGAGCCAUCCAGGCUGCAAUAAAUCUUGAACUACAGGACUUUGAUGUAGAUCAUAUCAAUCUAAAGGUGGAAGGAUUAAACGGGCAGCUGCCCAAUCUGGAUUUGCACAAUUUAGCACAGAAACUAUCGCAAAAGAAUGGAUUCUCAGCUGCCUAUCGGUUGUCUGCUACGAAUCAGAGGAAACCUAUCACUUACCAAGAAAAGCUACAAAACAUGCUGGCCAUGAUUAUCAGUCAAUCGACAGGAGUGCCGACCGGCAAUCAUGGCUUGUUUCAUAGGUACGGUGUCGAAGCGCUCACGCUGGAAUUUGUCAAGCGGCAAAGUGGACAGAAGAAUUAUGCCCGAAUCGGUUCUUUACUUCAGAUUGUUGAAGGGAUUAGUCGUAGUUUGAACAAUCUGCUUGAGCGAUUCCAUCAAAGUUACUUUUUCUACAUUCUAGUCACUCACGAUCGGUUUGUGUCCAUCGGAGAUUACAUGCCCAGUUUAGCCCUAAUGGCUGGUGCUUUGCUAGUCCAAUCGUUUAUUCUGUACCUGUCGCUUUAUUAUUCGGAGGACUCGGAACAAGCAACGGAAGAGCAAGAAAAAUUAAUCGAUGAAGAAGAGGAUGAUGAACUCGAACAAUCUGCUAGUUUCAACUACGUUCAGGUUGGAUUCCUGUUGCUACUGGCACAUUCCCUGGGUGCCCUCACGACAGUUCUUCCUUUCCAUCCGGCUAUCAACAAUUAUCUUCAUGCAGCCAAUCUGUCUACGCAGUUCAGUCUGUUCACCAUCAUGGUUAGUAUUUCAAUUUUUACGGUUAUCCUGCCGGCAUUCGUUUCUUUGAACGAACACAACGCCAAAAUUCUUCGAAUCGCUUUGCUACUGGAGCUGGGAACAGCCCUGCUAACGGUUGGAAUGCUAAACUUUUCACUUAGUCUAGUUCUGUCGGUAUUCAUCGUCCCGAUGAUUUUAAUCAUGCAACCUAGAACUCGUUUCUUAGGCAAAAGUCUAUCACGUUUGUUGGGCUUGGUUCUUCAUCCACUGACGAUCGUUUACCUGGUCUUGCUGGCCGUCACUAUCCAUCUUUUCCCCGAAUUGACAAUUCGGGCUGCGACAAAUAAAGCUCUCACUGCCACCAUGGAUGCUAUCACAUACUCGGUCGUAGACUCAAUGAUCUACGGUAAUUGGUUGUUCAAUUUGGUUGCCCUAAUUUUCUUACCCUGCUGGACGAUGUUGUGGUUCUUGAUGUUCACCAACCGUACUGGUAUCGAGCAGCAAGAUCGGAUAAAGUGGCCUCACAAGCGAGUGGGACGGUACGAUCCUUCUGAGGCAUUAUUGGCGGAAGAACAAAAACAUUCCAGCGGAUAGCAAUGGACAGAGAUGGGUGACAUUCUAGUGAAUUAGUAUUAUUACGGUACCAAAAAUAAGACUCGGUUCCGAUUGAACAGAGGAUCAGUAAAUAAUUUUAUUCGAAGGCUAGUUCAAUCUUAUCAUUGGAAAGAAAAA